GAAGAAGAGUUUUUACCCACAAUCCACCGGUGGAGGGUGAAGGCGCCUUUUGCUGAACCUGUAGCUGCGUGUCCACCGCUAGUAGGACUGAAGGAUACCCCAUGCAUGCAAAUACUAACGCUGUGAUAUUUUUGCACCAGACGGCUUAUUUUGUUUGAUCGGUUUCACUUCAGUUGACGUAUAAGCGACGCUGGUAUGGCUCCGUUGAGCUUCGUGACAGCAAGUGUUAGCCUUUUGGCGAAGUCCUUCAAUGUCUUCACAUGCACAAGCACUCUGGCAAGAGUCGUCCAGGCUGCAUAUAGCAACCCAGUGAAAUGUCUGUGCACCCAAGCCAGUGGGCCCCCAAAGAGGCCUCUCAAUGGAUACAUGAGAUAUGUAGUGCAGCAGAAACCGCUCAUCGCAAGACAAAACCCAGAUUUAAAACUAGUAGUUAUCGUCAGUAAGAUUGCCCAGGCGUGGAGAACGAUGAGCCGGGAGCAGAAACAGCCGUUUGAAGAUGCCUUUCUGCGUGAGAAGGAACAAUUUGAGAUUGAUCUGAAGCAUUACCAGGCCCAGUUGACCCCAGCAGAGGUCCAACAACAGGCCAUAGAAAAGAGGCAAAGGAUGGCCAAGAGGAAAGCCAUCCGCAAGAAGCGGGAGUUAACCAACAUGGGGAAGCCCAAACGCCCUCGCUCACCAUUCAACAUCUUCAUGUCAGAACAUUAUGAGGAAGCCAAAGGAACCACCACACAGGCAAAGAUGAAGUCAUUGUUUGAGGACUGGAAGGAUCUUGUCAGCAAUCAGAAGCAGGUGUACAUACAGUUGGCCGAGGAUGACAAAAUUCGUUACAAGAAUGAGAUUAUGGCAUGGGAAGACCACAUGUUGGACAUCGGACGAGAAGACCUGAUCAGAGAAAUGACUUUGUCGGCCAAGAAAAAAGCUGCACAAACAUCAAAGCCCAAGACAGUAAAGAAAGCGGAAGCUAAAAGGCCCACUGCCAAAGCCGCAUCGACAGCAACCACUAAGGAAACAACAAAAAGCAGCGCUUCCAAAACUUUGAGAAAGAUAAAAAAGACUUAAGCUUUGUUAUCAGUGGAGUCUCUGGUUAAAGGUGUUGUAGACUACUAUUGUUCCCGUGACACACAUCUUCUCUUUGUUUAUCCUCUGAAUUGGAACGACACAAAACUGUCAUCAGGCAAAGCCAAUUAAACACCCAAUUUGUAUUGUGUUCACCAGAAAUUAAAAGCAAUAAGCAUCCAAAUUGUCAUUCUCCAGGCAUCAGUCAAUUGGCUGUUUGACCAAUUUGAGAGGUUUGGGGAUGAAAGAAUUAGUGACUGAGGGGCCUUUGUGAUAGCAGUGCUUACAAUGCACACUCCAUAGACGGCAGUGUUGGGACACUUGGCCAUUGCGCUGACAAAAAGUGACAAUAGCAGAAACCCCCUUCUGCAGCUCAAAUGACUUUGACUUUCCACUUGAUUUUUUUAAUACACUCGAAAUUUUAAGACCGGAUUGAAAAUUUGCAAGAAUUUACAUUUUGCACUCUUAAAGAGGUUCUAAGUAGAUCUUCAAAAUGCAAAAAGAAGAAAUUGCAAACAAGCAUUAAAGUGAAAAAUAAGCUCUUAAAAGCCAAAAUCCUGGCAAAAAUGUGGAUUCAAUGUCAUUUUCUGUCAGGUAUUCACAGUGUCAUGGUCUCUUGAUGGCAAAGGCAAAAAAGCCUUUUCUCUUUUAAGGAUCCGAUUGGCUGUCCGUCAAGACACGGGAUGAUCCUCGGCCCAGUUGAGGGUCGUUACUGGUGCCGAGUGCAGUCCGAUAACCAUCAGGCGGCAUCUACGAGAGAAGGCGUUUGAGAACAAAAAAUGUCUUCAAAAGCCCCGUCUCCUUCGCCGUUUGGAAUUUGCACAAGACAUUGAAAGGUUGAAGAAAGUUUUAUUCUCUGAUGGGGGAAAAAAAUUAACCUUGAUGGUCCUGACAGCUUCCAGGGUUACUGGCAUGACAAGGAGAUCCCACCUGAGGUGUUUUCCACACGGCACAGUGGAGGGGUGGUCCAUCAUGAUCCUACAAUGGAGCUUCAGGUUGUGCAGGGGCGUCCAACGGGCGUCACAGCUAUGUGGAGAUGUUGCAUGGGGCAUCACUCAUGACUGAAGGCCCUCGUCUGUGUGGUAAUGACUGGCUUUUUCAACAAAUCAAAGCUGCAGUUCACAAUGCCCGCCGCUUUUGGACCAUCCUGCGUGUUCCCCUGAUCUAAAUCCAAUUGGGAACAUUUCGGGGUGGAUGGCAAGGGAAGUUUACAAAAAUGGACAUCAGUUCCAGACAAUGGAUCCCCUCUGUGGAUGCCCACCUGGAGCAACAUUCCCUCAAGCCUCCUGGAAACACUGGCAUCAAGCAUACCCAAACCCAUUUUUGAGGUGAUUAACAAGAAUAUCUAUUUUAGGGGGAUUUCUAGUUUUUUUUUUCCCCCUUUCUGGUCUUAAACUUUUCAUCAUCUGAUCACUUUAAUGCUCGUCUGCAAUAAAUUGCGUACUCAGCUGUAGUUUGUGUCUCACUCUUGUUUCUUCUUUUUGCAUUUUGAAGGUCUACUUAGAACCUCCUUUGGAUCCGACAGUGCAAAAUGUAAAUUCUUGCCAUUUUUCAACCGGUCUUAACUUUUUGAUCAUGGGAAAUUCUUUGCAGAUAGCAUUUCUUCAGCCGGAUGCUCCCCCGAAACUCUCUAAUUACCGUCACUCAUUAUCUAAUGAGACACCUGCAUAAAACAAUCUUCCCAGUAUUAUAAAUACUUAGUAUUAUUUUUAAAAAAUAGUUUUUUCCAAGUAUUUGCAGAGGCAUCUGCAGUGUUUGUAAAGGCACAAUGUUUGUAGUGAAUCUGAUUAGAAUCUUCUAGUAUACCAAUAGUCCAUUUCAAAAUCACUGCACAAUUAAUGAAUAUAAUAACUUGAGUCACAUUCUGUAACUCUUCCGGUCUACCUGUAUCCCUACUGAUGACACUCGAGCUCAGUGGCCACUUCCCUCUGACUGAGAUCAUCCUGUUGAUCAAUUAUGUGUGGUCUUGGUCUUGAUUGAUGAUGUCAUAAGGUGAACAGCAUGUGAAUACCAAUUCAAACGGCACCAGGACGUUUACUGGUGGAUUCAUGGAUCAGUUGGACAUGUGCGUUCAAAGGUUUAGAGAAGGUCAAAUGAAGUUCACCUGGAAUAAUUUAUAGUGCGUUUGUGCCCGGAUUGUAAGAAAACCAGGCGGGGCCCUUUUGUAUCAAAUGUGCAGCUAGUUUGUUACUUCACGAGUCAUUUUUUUGUAACAUAAGUGUGAAAUGUUUGCAUUGUAAGAUAAAAGUGGAACAGCAGCAAUCGGCUUCCUAUUAUUUCUCCAGUCGCCUUUCCAUCCAAGUAAUCCACAAGAAUGUUACUUUUCAAAUGCGGCACACUUCUUUGCUCCCUUUUAACUGUUUCACCUUAACUUUUUAUAUAUAUUUUUUUGUAGUUUUUGUGUAUGAUUUAAAGUCGCAUCCGUUACCAUGCAAACACUGUUAACAGUAGAACGUGACCUUAGUGACUGUUGUCUAUGUACUCUCCAUUUGAAUAAACAUGUACUGUAUUAUGCUCGCCUAAUAUUGUGAAAUUAAUAAAACAAUUGAAAUCAUAACAAAUAAGAAUAAAAAUAAAAGAAUUGAGGGAAAGAAUGGAAGAAAAAAAAGACAUCAGAAAUGACCUUAAAAAUCGUAGCACUCGUUUGUACGUGUGAAUGUUUGUUUCUACGCUCCUGAUCAAAAUUUUGAAAAAAUGCAGGAAUUUAUAUUUUGCACUGUUGGAUCUUAAGGAGGUUCUAAGUAGAGCUUGGAAAUGCAUAAA
This is a messenger RNA of Dunckerocampus dactyliophorus (ringed pipefish), 3819 nucleotides long. RefSeq names its product transcription factor A, mitochondrial (gene tfam). Lineage: Eukaryota; Metazoa; Chordata; Actinopteri; Syngnathiformes; Syngnathidae. The transcript has 7 exons. Bases 196 to 1059 code for a protein of 287 amino acids. Gene Ontology annotation, molecular function: transcription cis-regulatory region binding. The record is from RefSeq and is a predicted model, not a curated record.